Ruditapes philippinarum (Manila clam) is the source of this 961-nucleotide messenger RNA. RefSeq names its product chromatin target of PRMT1 protein-like. The record is from RefSeq and is a predicted model, not a curated record. The transcript is spliced from 8 exons. Lineage: Eukaryota; Metazoa; Mollusca; Bivalvia; Venerida; Veneridae. The coding region runs from base 131 to 934 and encodes 267 amino acids.
AUACUCUGGAAAUGGUACGUACUUUGGAAUUUACUAUAGGCAAGAUUGGCAUUUCCGGUGACAACAAACUUGAUCAGACAAGAAAACAAAGAAUAUACAAUAAUUAUCCGUAAUCAUCGUUUAUAUAAAAAUGACGGCUGUUCCAGCAAAGAUAGUGCUAAAAAGCACAACAAAGGUGACCCUGAGUGAUAGAUUCACACAGAUACAGAAGAUGAGACCACCACCACCUACGGCACAGGAGGUUCGAGCAACUAUGCAAGCAAACCAGCAGAGCACGCAGCAGAACCGAAGACUUGCACAACAAAUGGCAAACAGACCGGCUGUACAGGCUGCUCUAGGCAUGCCUCAACGUCAGAAGAAACAACAGGUCUUUCAACAACAGAAGUCCCUAAAACAAAGACUAGGUCCAACCAAUGUUAAAGCACGGCUGUCUCUUGGUAACAAUUCUAUGAGAGGUAGAUCAAGAGGUGGGAGGCGUGGUGGUUUUAGAGGUGGGCGUGGCCAACAAAUGAAUGGUUCAGGUAGAGGUGAAAUGCGUGGAGGCAUGAGGGGGCGUGGUGGUUUCAAUAACAGAGGCAGAGGGGGAUUUUCACCCAGAUGGCAAGAUGACGAUCGUCGUCCACGAGGUCGUGGGGGUUUUGGUCGUCCUGGAGACGGACAAUUAUCAAGGGGAGCUACAUUUUUUCGAGGAGGCAGAGGAGGACGUGGUAACAGAGGAGGUGGAGGUGGUGACCGAGGAUUUGGGCGUGGCCAGAGAGGAGGACGUGGUCGGGGUGGAAUGCGGGGUCGUGGCCGAGGUGGAAUGAGGGGAGGAGCAAAUAAGCAAGGCUUCUCAAAAGAACAAUUAGACAACCAAUUAGAAGAAUACAUGUCGAAAACAAAGUCCCAUUUAGAUUCUGAACUUGAUGCCUAUAUGGCAGAGGCAGAUCAGUGAACAUCGUUUACAAUAUCACAUUAGUUA